Messenger RNA from Clupea harengus (Atlantic herring), 4606 nucleotides. It is a transcript of the gene tdrd9, whose product is annotated as tudor domain containing 9. The record is from RefSeq and is a predicted model, not a curated record. Gene Ontology annotation, cellular component: intracellular anatomical structure. Lineage: Eukaryota; Metazoa; Chordata; Actinopteri; Clupeiformes; Clupeidae. Gene Ontology annotation, molecular function: RNA binding; ATP binding; helicase activity.
AUCAGGUCAAAGGGUAAACUGCACAGGAGUUGAGGUGGCUGCCAUUGGAGGACAGUGAAGACAGUUGGAAACAGAUAAGGGAGCUUAAAGAAAGUUGUAGUAUUACAAACAGUAAAUAUUACACAAUGAAAAAAGCAGUGACCGCUGGCCAGAUUGCAGAUUGGUUCGCUAUCGGAACACAGUCUGCCAAACAAAAUGCUGAAAAGGAAAUGAGAGAAUCAGGCACAGAAGCUAAUGCUAGCCCUGGUGACCAUGAAGAGAGAAAUUAUUCGGAGUGCUUCGAUGGAGUGAGGAGACUAAGAUUUGACAGUUCAUCUGAGCCCCCGCCUGUCCUGACCAGCGUUGAGUAUCCUUCCCUACCAAUCACCAAGGACAGACAUGAGCUUGUGUCUCUAAUAGAGAAUAACUCAGUGGUGAUAAUCCGCGGGGCCACGGGUAGUGGGAAGACCACCCAGCUGCCUCAGUUUGUCCUGGACUACUACAAUGAGAGGCAUGUGCCCUGCAACCUGGUUGUCACUCAGCCCCGCAAGAUUGGCGCCUCCAGCAUUGCUCGCUGGGUUGCACGCCAGCGCAAGUGUGCUCUGGGUAGUCUGGUGGGCUAUCAGGUGGGCCUGGAGAAAAUGGCGUCAGAGCACACCAGGCUGAUUUACAUGACCACUGGAGUCCUCCUGCAGAAGCUGGUGGGGGCCAAGAGCCUGACGGAGUACUCCCAUAUUUUCAUAGAUGAGGUUCACGAACGAACAGAGGAAUUGGACUUCUUGCUGUUAGUCAUCAGGAAAUUGUUGUUCUCCAAUUCCCGCCAUGUGCGGGUUAUUCUGAUGUCUGCCACCAUUAACUGCAAGGAGUUUGCGGAGUAUUUUGGCACCCCCUUGCUCAGCCAGCUGAACCCCGCCUAUGUGUUUGAGGUGGAGGGGGCGCCCUACGCCAUUGAGCAAUUCUACCUGGACAACCUGCGCGGGCUCAUCCCCUUCUCGGCGGUGCCCAUGCACUGGGAUGAGCCCGGCAUUAGUGUGCAGAUGUACAGUGUAGCCAUCAGCCUGAUCGAGAGCUUCGACACCAUGGAGGAAAAGGACCAAAGUCGUAAAGAAGAGACAAAGGGGUUUGUGCAGCUGCCAGAGAGGGGCAGUGUUUUGGUUUUCCUGCCUGGCCUUGCUGAGAUCCAGUACAUGCAGGACGCUCUGUCCAAACUUGGACGCAAGAGGUUGCAGGUCUACCCACUCCACUCCACAGUGACUUUAGAAGAGCAGAAUGAGGUUUUCUUGGUUCCUGUGCCUGGAUACAGGAAGAUCAUCCUCUCCACUAACAUUGCUGAGAGCUCAGUCACUGUUCCAGAUGUGAAGUAUGUAAUUGAUUUCUGUCUGGCGCGGCACCUGGUUUGUGACAGAGACACAAAUUACCGCUCUCUCCGCCUCACCUGGUCCUCCAAGACAAACUGCAACCAGCGCAGAGGGCGAGCUGGACGUGUCUCCAAGGGUUACUGUUACCGUCUGGUCACUAAGGACUUCUGGGAAAGGGAGAUCCCAGACUUUGUGAUUCCCGAGAUGCAGCGUGCCCCUCUGGACAGCAUCUUGCUGAAAGUGAAGCUGCUGGACAUGGGUGACCCUCGGACUCUCCUCUCCACAGCUCUCUCCCCUCCCAACCUCAGCGACAUCGAGAGGACCGUGCUGAAGCUCAAAGCGAUGGGUGCCCUGUCCGUGAACAGUCCCAGUCAGAAGCGCUACGACGGGGACAUGACGUUUCUGGGGCGUGUUCUUGCACACUUACCUGUGAGCUUGCACCUGGGCAAGAUGAUCGUUUUGGGGCACGUGUUUGGCGUUCUGGACGACUGCCUGAUCAUUGCUGCUUGUGUUUCUAUAAAGAGCUUCUUUAAUGCACCUCAUCUACAGCCCCUGGCCGGGUACCGGAGCAAGCUAAUGUUUGCAAAUGCUGUUCCCAGUGACUAUAUUGCCUGCCUCAAUGCCUUCAAGACAUGGCAUUCUCUUAAAACAAAGGGCGAGUUCCGGCAUGCCAAGGAUGAGCUGGAUUGGGGGAAGGAGAACUGCAUUUCCAUCAAAAGAGUCAGAGAGGCUGCAGAGUUGUUUGAGGACUUGAGGAAGCGUGUGGCCCAGUUUAACAUGCACCCCAACUCCAGCCACUCCUCCCUGGACUACACCAACCUGCACAUGCAGAAGUUCAUCUUACAGGUGGUAAUUGCCGGAGCCUUCUACCCGGACUACUACCUGCAGGGUGAGAUCGAUGACGAGCUGGCUGCUAAGGAGCUGUCUGGCUAUGACCCCUCCACCACAGUAGUGAUUCGCAACAUGCCACCGUUUGCUUUUCUCUACUACAAACAAGUCCAGUCCCUGUUCCGUCAGUGUGGCCAGGUCAAGAGCAUAGCCUUCGACAGCACCAGAGCAUAUGUGGAGUUCUGCCGGUCGGCAGGAGCUGGUGUUCUCCAGGAGGUGUCUUUGGCCCUGCUGCUGGCUCAGAAGAAGCAGGAACUGAAGCUGACCGUCUUCUCCAGUGAGGAGGUGGAGACUCACGCCGGGGAGAUGGCCAUGAUCACACACCUGCGCAACGCACGAGUCAAUGUAGACUUACUGAACCACACUGUGUCACCUGUGGAUUUCUUGAGCAACAUUGAUCCAGAGAGGCUUCCCUCCAAUCGGGUCUUCAUCAUCAACAUCACUAAGGUGAUGGAGGUGGGGCACUUCUGGGGCUUCCAGGCGGGCGAGGCGAGCGUGAAAAAGCUGCGACAGCUGACGGCGGACAUCAACGCGUGUGAGCUCCAGCCACUCACCUCCUCACUCUACCCCAACCUGCUGUGCCUGGCCCCCUUCAGUGAGGACGGGGAGGUCGAUGCUUCGCCACGCUACUACAGGGCCAAGAUACUGCACGUCCCCAGCAGCUCUGCGGAAGUGGAGGUUUUCUUCCUGGACUUUGGGAACACUGCCCGAGUGUCCAUCAACAGUUUGAGGGAGAUGCCAUCAGAGCUUCAAACACUGCCCUUCCAGGCUCUGGAGUUUCGUUUGGCCUUCCUGGCCCCGUCAGCUCAGUCGAUGAUCUGCGGUGAGCAGUGGAGCCGGCGGGCGCGGAACCGCUUUGCCACGCUGGUGCACGGCCGUGCGCUGGCUGCCCUGCUCAACUCCGUGCUGCACGGUGUGGUGCGAGUGGACCUGCUGGUGCCCACCGAGAUCGCCGACAGCGUCAGCGUCACUGACAUCCUCGUGCAGGAGGGCCACGCCCGACGGGCCCCCGAGUGCUUCGAAUCAAAACAAAGUCAUGAGGCACUGAUGUCCAUGUAUGAGGACCUGGCCAACGGCACCUUCUUGCAGAACAGUGCCAGCCCGUCCUGGACUGAGCAGAAGCAGAGAGACAAGCUGCACAUCAACAAGCUGCUGGACCCCAAAACCAGCCCAGGCAACCCCAAGGGCAAGUGCCUGGUGCAUGGCCCUUACAGCCCCAAUAAAGUCAAGUUCUACAGUAUGAGCCAUACCUCACUCUUCAGGCCUGUUCUCCUGGAGAAGGACAGCAUUAAUCAGGUGGCAAUCAAUGAUAAUCCUCAGUACACCCACAACAGGAUGCUGGUGGCAGGAUCAGUGUCUGUCAGUGGCUCAGGCUCUGGGAUCCAACUGAGGGAGACCACUCUGAUGCCUCACAUCCUUGGUCUGCCUGCUCUCAUCACCAUCAUCUUCUGCCCUGUCAUGGAGCUACGAACUGAUGAGGAGCGCAAACACUUCACUGGUGCUCUCUGUGGACUUGGCCCCACCGUCCAGUCUCAGGACGGUCUGCUGCCAGACAACGACAUUGAGCUCACCUUUGACGUCAGGAUCGACACAGAUGAUAUUUCUGAGAUAAAUAACUUGCGUGCAGCGAUUAAUCGCUUGGUUUGUGAGGGCCCUAACGGUGUUCUGCACUUGAUACCAGAGAAGAUCAGCACAUUUCAGCAGGAUGCUAGAGACCGACUCAUAAGGCUCUUCACCAGGUCACCUCCUAGAGAAGACACGGAGCCCAUUUACCACCAGAAACCCAAGAAAUGGAAUCAGGUGGAAGCCUCUCACCUGAUGGACAUCUCAAAUGAAGGUGAAAAGAACAGUAAAGGCCACCUGUUCCAAAUGCACUCCAUUACAGUCCUUGGCAUGUGAGGGCGCUGAGACUCCCCGUGCCACCGCGGCAAUCCAAAGCCACUGGCACACCGUUGUUUGUGUGUUUAUGUGUGCGUAAGUGUUUUGUUCGUGACCUGUGUUUUCAAGUUUGAAAAAAAAAAAUGAAGGUCCCAACAAAGACAUUCAGAACACAAGACUUUUAAUUUAUGCUUUUAGGCAUGAGACAUGCCAUAGUUGAUGUGUGUUUACUUUGAGUUUACAGAUUUGGAGCAAUAAUGGGUCAUGGAGCACCAAAGAAGGUCAUGUUUUUUUUGCUGAUAGAAAUUGUCAUGUCAUUCUUACUUUUGUUUCAUUAGUAACUCAGGGGAAAAAAAGACAUUCUUUGUUUAAUAAUUUGACCAAUGUUUUGGUCAAGCAACCUUCAUUUGUGUGUGAUCAGCACUACCAAACAAAUUAUGGCAAGGGGGUUAUGUAUGAUAUGUACAGAAAUUCUACAUUACAAUUGAUGUUUGGAAACUCAA